AUGCCGUUACAAAAUCUUCCUCCUGAAGUGCUCGUCAAAAUUAUCAACAGUCUCCCUACUAUGGGGGAUGUUGUGGCCUUGUCGCACCAAAAUCGAGGACUGCAUAGUAUCAGCGAUGUCUCCAAUCGCCAAAAAUAUCAUGAAUUUCAGCUUGGUCGAGAAGGACAGGAGAGUUUUACAGUUCAGCUGCAGGCUGGUCAGAACAUGCUGCUUGAAAUCUUGGCCAACCCCUCUCUCGGAGGCUAUCUUCGUCGCCUAGUCUUGUAUGGGAGUGAAACGGGCUCCGGCUUUUCUCCCUACGAAUCCGAGCCCGUUCCUCAACGAUCGUUUUCUCCGGAGGAUAUCCACAGACUCAAGCAGGCCCUCAAGAAGGCCGGCGUAGAAAAAGUCCAGGAUAGAGAAUCUAUCCUAUCCAUCCUUUGGCAAGAUCCGCUCUACUUUAGGUCUCCCUCUUAUCCGAAAGCAAUCGAGUUCAGAGAUGCGCUUAUUAUGAUGCUAGCCGCAAAUGCCCCCAACCUUGAAUCCCUAUCUAUGUAUCCCAUAGAAUUCCCUCAAAACAUGCUCAAGUCACUUCUCCAGCGAGCUUCUAAAGCAGCACCCGGCUCAGUUCCAUACUGCCAAAAUCUCAAGGAGAUCAACUUCCACCCAGAUGAUGCUCGAAACCAGGGCACGACAUAUGUGGAAGAUCCAUACUACGAUCGCCUAAACGUGGUACGAAAACUGCCAGCUAUUGAGUCCGUCACUUUCAAAUUAGCAUCGUGGGAUAACAACGCAGGACUACCACUUCCACCGCACUGCGCCAAUUACAGCAAGAUUAGCUUCACACACUCCUUGAUGCAGGAAUAUGAUCUUUGUCGAAUCAUUGAGUCGUCAAAAACACUAAAGAGCUUCACUUUCACCGUAGAUGGGCGAAAGGACCCGGAAGGGGGUAUUACUAUACUAAGCGUGGUGCCAUUACUUCAGUCCCUUUGGUUUCAUCGACAUACCCUAGAGGUACUGGAUCUUGACAUGGAAUCUUGUACGAAUUGGCAAGAGUUUUAUGAUACGAAUUACCAGCUGGAUGAGAACGAAGGGCUCGAUGAGGAUGAACAGAAAUUUUAUGAAGAACAAUACGCAGAUGAGCUUCGUGAUCUAGCCACUCACAAGCUAGAAGUUCCACCAUCCUGUAUCUCAUUGAAAGAUUUCCCGAAACUCAAGAGUCUCAGUCUCGGUGUCCACACUCUAUGCUAUCUUGCGCGGGGUGUAGGAUCCAGCCGGGAUCGAUUCCCCGAUGGUCGGAUCAGGCCUCAAUCCUUCAAUCUAAUUGAUCAUUUACCUCCCAAUCUCGAAUCUCUGUGUGUUUAUGGACGGGGAGAGGGGCCGCAUGGUUUCAAGUCGUCUGUCCUAGAGUCUGAUCUAGAUGUGGAUGCUCAACUUGAACGACUAUCGCGCGAAAGGGAUUCCAAAUCAUUGAAGAUCCUUGAAGGCAUUGCUACUCCUAUUCCAAAUGGAAAGGUAGUGGAUGACUGGGCAGAUAAUAACGAUCGAACGCUUUAUUGGAAGGAUCCAGAUGAUAACAGAUUUGACGAUGAGGAGCGCAUUAUGCUGGAAGCGGAGGAAAAGUACAAGAAAAUAUUUGCUUGCAUGAAGGACAGCGACCCCUACAAGCCUAUGUUAGCUCGAUAUCUAGCCACAUUAUCUAAAAAAUAG
Molecule: messenger RNA, 1689 nt
Organism: Penicillium roqueforti
Lineage: Eukaryota; Fungi; Ascomycota; Eurotiomycetes; Eurotiales; Aspergillaceae
Exons: 2
Coding region: 1-1689 (562 amino acids)
Source: RefSeq, a predicted model, not a curated record